Molecule: messenger RNA, 5658 nt
Organism: Lytechinus pictus (painted urchin)
Lineage: Eukaryota; Metazoa; Echinodermata; Echinoidea; Temnopleuroida; Toxopneustidae
Product: calcium-activated potassium channel subunit alpha-1-like
Exons: 26
Coding region: 1-3324 (1107 amino acids)
Biological process (GO): potassium ion transmembrane transport
Cellular component (GO): postsynaptic membrane
Molecular function (GO): large conductance calcium-activated potassium channel activity
Source: RefSeq, a predicted model, not a curated record
AUGGUUGCCAUGGAAACCAUCUGGCAUAUAGUUGUGUGCGGUCACAUCACGUACGACAGCGUCUCCAACUUCUUGAAAGACUUUCUGCACAAGGACAGGGACGAUGUCAACGUCGAGAUCGUCAUCCUUGACACUGCUGUCCCAGACCUGGAACUUCAGGCUCUCUUCAAGAGACAUUUCACCCAACUCCAGUACUUCCAGGGAUCUGUUCUCAAUUCAGUGGAUCUAGAGAGAGUUAAGAUGAAAGAUGCGGAUGGAUGUCUGGUUCUGUGUGACAAGUACUGCCCCGACCCUGACGCUGAGGAUGCGGCUAACAUCAUGAGGGUCAUCUCUGUCAAGAACUAUCACCCCCAUAUCAGGGUCAUUGUACAGCUUAUGCAAUACCACAACAAGGCCCACCUCCUCAACAUCCCAAGCUGGAACUGGCGCGAGGGAGACGAUGUGAUCUGCAUCGCGGAGCUGAAGCUUGGCUUCAUUGCUCAGAGCUGUCUUGCACCUGGUUUCUCAUCUAUCAUGGCCAACCUCUUUGCCAUGAGGUCCAACAGUGAGAUUGAAUCAGCCGCUAAGAAUUUUUCGCCGACUCCUAUCCCGACAACUCCCUCUGGUUAUCGCUAUGUCAAUACCGAAGAUGAAUCCAGCCUAUUGGCAGCGCCUACUGGUGAAGCUCAGAGGAAACGGUUCAUACAGGGUUACGCGGCUUACGCCACGCCAUUUCUGAUGUCGCAAACUAAAACCAGUCUGCAAGUUCCAAGAGGAUCGUGGCAAAGCAAUUACCUUGAAGGAUGCGGAAACGAGAUGUAUACGGAGUAUCUUUCAAAAUCCUUUACGGGUCUUAGCUUCCCAGAAGUUACUCAAAUUUGCUUUCAGAAGUUGAAGCUACUCAUCAUAGCCGUGGAGGCAAACAUAGACACAGUAGAGAGUGUCAUUGCCAUCAACCCGGGUCCACACGUCCGUAUUCACGAAGGAACUCUGGGAUUCUUUGUCGCCCCGUCAGCUCAGGAAGUCAAGAGGGCGUACUUCUACUGCAAGUCGUGCCACGAGGAUGUGGUCGAUGUGGAUAAGAUCAAGCAAUGUGGCUGCGAUAAUGCGGACUACCUCAACAGACGGCGCAUUUCCUCGGUCCGCAAAAACCGAAUUUUCGGCCAAAAGAAGAAGAAGCAACGCCCGCCUACUUCUUCAACAGUGUCCCCUACUAAUGGCGACCCUUGCCCUCCCUCUCUUCAUGUGUCCUUUUCCGCCAAUGAAUCUUCUGUAGUUACGACUACCGUUCCCGCUGCUUCCAACGGGGAAAACAUACCUAUGCAAGAACACACCCCGACCAUGGAUGAAUCUACCUCAAACACAGAUUCAAAUAAUGCACCCUUGAUACCAUCACAGACAACCAAACAGAAGAAAUCAUCAUCGCCAGAGCCUGAAGGUAAUUCAGCUCUCGCUGUUCCAUCAAACAUCGGUACCGGAGGAAAAACAAAUGGAAUGCAACUACAGGAAAGGAGCUCGGCACAAGAAACCAAAACAGAGACAAGCUCUGAAACGCACGCUGGCAGGACCGGCGGUUGCCCUCGCCCUAGCGUGGGGUCGCUGGGGCAACUCGUUCUUAAGCUGAAAUAUGCAAAUGGCAACCUAGACAGGACCAAAAGGCUGAUACAGCAUUGGGUCGGCCCACACCAGAGGAGGCGGGAAUCGACCAAUAAGGUUGAAGAGCAAGAGGAUGUGGUAGAGUUUGACUGCACGGGGAUGUUUCACUGGAGCCCCGAUAAAUCAGUGGAGGAAGCGAUGAUUAAUCGAACGCAGGCCCAUAAAGUGGCUCUGACGUCACAUGUAGUUGCGUGCUUGUUUGGAGAUAGAGGCUCGCCGAUCAUUGGGCUGCGUAACUUUGUGAUGCCCCUCCGGGCCAGCAACUUCCACUUUGAGGAGCUCAAGACGAUAGUCCUACUGGGUAAUUUGGACUACAUCAAGAGAGAGUGGGAGACGGUCAAAAACUUCCCCAAAGUAUUCGUCCUCAAUGGGUCACCGCUAAGCAGGGCCGACCUGAGGGCCGUCAACGUCAACCAGUGCGACAUGUGCGUGAUCCUCUCGGCCAGCCGGAACAGCCUGGACGACCAGAGCCUCCAGGACAAGGAGACCAUCCUGGCCUCCCUCAACAUCAAGGCCAUGACCUUCGACGACUCCGUCGGACUCACCAAGGCCGGCUUGCAAGGUUGGAACAACCAGCUCCUCCUGUCCGCGUCGUCCGGCAGGAAGGGGAACGAUGAGGACAAGGAUAAGGAUGUCGAUGAGUGCGAUGAUGACGAUGGUGAUGAUGAUGGGGAGGAUGUUUUCGAAGAUGGUGGGGAUGCAGAUCUGCAGGGUAUCAUGCCAAUGAGUCUAUCACCUUUACACACGAGAACUUCAGAAGUCACAAGAAGAGGCUCGGCCGUAGGAGCUAAUGUACCCAUGAUCACAGAAUUAGUGAAUGAUUCCAAUGUGCAAUUCUUGGACCAAGAUGAUGAUGACGAUCCAGACACUGAACUCUACCUGACCCAGCCGUUUGCCUGUGGUACGGCCUUCGCUGUCAGUGUGUUGGACUCACUCAUGAGUGCUACAUACUUCAAUGACAACGCCCUCACCCUCAUCAGGACCCUAAUCACUGGAGGUGCUACACCAGAACUUGAGCAGAUCUUAGCCGAAGGAGGUGGCAUGAAACCUGGCCAGAACAACCCAGAACUCCUGGCCAAUAGGGAUCGAUGCAAGGCAGCGCAGCUUCCGCUCUUUGAAGGGCCAUUCGCGCAAUAUGGGAAUGGAGGCAUGUAUGGAGACAUGUUUGUAGAUGCCAUCAAGAACUAUGGCAUCCUGUGCUUUGGUAUCUACCGAUUCCGAGACAGCACAGCGUCCACCAGCACACCAUCCUCCAAGCGCUACACCAUCACCAACCCGCCCUAUGAAUUCCCACUCCUCUCCACGGACCUGGUCUUCUGCCUGAUGCACUACAACCCGGUCCCGCCCAGCUCCAAGUCCAGCGCUUUCAAGAAGAAGAAGCCACGCAAACCCAAGGAUGAAAAGACCAUCAAGGAACAACCUGAGAAGGAGAAGCCUUUGGAGAGGCUCCUGGACAGACCUCGAGAACCCGAGAGGUUAGUCGCGUCCAUCACCCAGACUCCGACCAGCCCUGCUCUAUCGUCAGUACCUCUCCCGUCGCCGGUCCCCGUCAUCCCCCCGAUCGAGCCGCAGAGGAACGGGUCGCAACAGCAGCCGGAUAACCGCGAAUCCGAUGUUACAACGCCGCCCGCAAACGGUAACGGUCACAGCACGCCGAUCAUCGUGGCACCGUCUUCAUCGCCUUGCUAGGAACUAAAGAAUGUAUUCAUGAUAACUAGGCAGGGAGACGGAGUGUAACGUCCAUGGGGGCAACUUCGAUACUCUGAAGACCUUGUAAAGUCGCACCAAGGGGAUCGAAUAUGGUUCUAGUAGAUGACAUCACCAAUUAUAUGAGUCAUGCAAAGAAAAUGUAGGGUGCAACUGAAGAGGGUCCAAUUGGACUUUGAAAAUUAUGUUAUUAUGAAUGUAGUCACUGUAUUUUCAGAGAUUAUAGCCAGUGUAAGAUGUUCAGCCUCUUAAUCAGAAUUUGGUUGCAGUAUUGAUCAAGAUGUGAAUGAAUUACAGUUGUAUAGAUGGUAGGUCUACCCUCAUCAGGGGCCUGUAUCACGGAGCUGAGUGAUUGGUCGUACAGUUAAUUUUAACUCUUGAUUGCACAUUGUGAUCAUUGUGAUCAAGCAUAAAAUCAGCCCUACGAUCGAUUAAGAAGUUUUGUGUAACGGCCGAGAAAGAAAAAGGGUGUAAAAUUUUACUGGAUAGGAAAGACUGGAUCUGAUUUUGCUUGAAGGAGUGCAGGCCUCUCGCCAAAAUGUAUUGCAAUAUAUUAGUAUGCAAUCAAGCAUAAAUUCAGCUUGGAGCCCAUUUCAGCCAUCGUGUGCCAAUUCACUACCGGUACACUAACUGCUGGUUGAUCCAUUACUUGGUUUGGGGGUGUAAAUGGGUACUGAAUUUUCAUCAAAACUAUUCACUGCUUACUACUUAUCCAUAACAGUAGGCCUACACUUUAAAAUCAAGUUGUCGUUGGGCGAUAAUUUGAAGUAUGAAACGCAGCUUUGGGAAUACGUCACACUGUGCUAUGGGUGUGACGAUAAAUAAUAGUUUUUUCUUUACUACUGUGGAACAUAGAAAAGUACUUUCACCGUUGGUCUUAGUUUGAUAAGUAAUGAGCACUAGUACUAUUCAAAGCAGACAUGCCCAUGCAUUUGAAAAUUUGAGCUGAAGGCAGUGCAGCAAACUUGACAUCAAUCAUUAUGAUUGGGACUGACAUAUUAAACACCCAUGCUAUGCUAUUUCAAUUGUAUCCAAGAAUGUCAUUAAAGAUUCUUAAUGGAUUUUGAUUAUAAACAGCAAGUACUAUUGUGUUACUUAGAACUAGCUAAUGACAGCGAUAACUCGACAAUCAAAUAUUUACAGAUGACUAUAUUGGUAUGCAAAUAAAUUAGUAAGAAAUCCAUCUUCUGUAUUCACUUUCAAAUGGAUUAUUGAAUAAAUAGACUAUAUGAAUAUUACAUAUUGAUAUUAUGAUAUAUGCAUGUACAUAGGUAUAUAUUUGAAAUGUUUUACACAAUAUUUUUAAUCAUAAUUAUAUAAUAGAAAAAUGAAAUAUUAAAUGUCUGUUUUGAAAAAUUAUAAAUUGUUGCCAGAUAUUUCCUUUUUAUUAAACAUGGACAAAGAGAAUCAUUAUAUUGAAAAAUUAUUUCCUUAAUAUUUACAAGAUCUUUUUUUUUUUCCAAAUGAUUUUAUAGUAUAUUUUAUUCUAUUUUUUCCUAAGCUCUUAGUGACAUCUAUUGUGAUAAGUGCUAUACAAAUAAUGUUAAUUAUUAUUAUUAUUCUUUAAAAUAUCAAAAAAUAUAAAACAACUAAUUUUAUCACAUCCGAAGGAUAAAUGCCUCUUGUAAGUCUGACUAAAUCUCACAAAUAAAAGCAUUACCGAGAGAAAGUGAUAAUUAACCUCAUAUGUAGAAUUCAAACUUUCACAUGGAAUGAAUUAAUGACAAAUAUAUCUGCUAUAAAGAUUUAAUUUACCUUCAAUAGUAAACCAUGCAAUUUAAAGAAAAGUAAGUAUUUGGCAGUACAUAAGCAUAUACCAGUAGGUAAAUUAUUUUAACACGUUCAUUCUUGGAGUAGCUACAUGUAUGUGCGGAUGGGCUGGGACCUGACCAGAACGCUGAUUGUGUGACAGAUUUCAGUUUAACUUCUGUGUCCCCAUAAGCUGAUAGGCUUCAUGAAAUACUACAGAUGUUGUUUGUUUUACAAAUAUUUGAUGAUGCCACUACUUUGCUUUAGGAAUUAUAUUAUGAGAUUGAAUGAUGAGUAAAUCACUAUUUGUAAUAAUGAUAAUCUGAUUUAUACAGCAUCUUUUCCAAAUACUGGUAUCCUAAAUAUUGUCCUUUAAUUCAUCCACAAAUCAAGCAUUGUACUGGGACGUUAUCAAAUUUCCCCUUAGAAAACAAGUGAAGUACUAUUCCAUUGAAUUGUAUUGGCAAUUCAGUUUAAAAUUAGGCAGUUACAGUGUAUAAUUCGGUAUAUACUGUACAUUACAUAUAAACUUUCAGUUAUGUCUGAUUUAAAUAACAAAUACAGGAG